AGUGUAAGUAGAAACUUCAAUCUCAACAGACUGGAAUACAAUUCUAUGACUUUCACACGUUAUAUGACACUUUGAUUCUGAAGACAUCCCAGACAAAAGUUUGAAAUAAAACUGCAAGAUGCUGUGGCAAAAGGAAACAAAGAAAAAAGGCGGAUUGUAUGUCGACGUAUUUGAAUUGAAUGGGGGACAUAAACUUUUGAAUGAAGUUUUCCGUCCGUUGCGAUCGCCGGAAGGUUCAACGCUCAAUAAAAAUGAUUCAACAUCGUUGCAAAAUCGAAAGGAGGGAAACGAACAGUUCGGUCGCGAUAAUUGGAAUGACGCAAUGGAAAUGUACAAUGCCAGUCUACGCUAUGCAGAAAAUGGAUCGAAGAACAUCAGUUUGGCGUAUGCGAAUCGAUCGGCCUGUUUUCUGAAGAUGAAACGAUACAAUGAAUGUCUUAUCGACGUCGAACUGGCCAAAGAAGCCGGCUAUCCAGUGGAUUUGAUGCCGAAAUUGGAUCGACGCAAAGAGGAUUGCUUGAAAGGUAUGGCAGAAGGUGGAGCGCCCGUGAAGUUUGAACCGAAGCUUGACUUUAAACCGGAUGAACACUUUCCGUGCAUGGCGAACGUGUUGAAAAUCAACCGAGAUGAUGGUGGUGAAUUCACGGUGAUCGCUAAAGAAGACAUCGACGUGGGCCAAACCGUCAUUUUGGAAAAAGCAUUCAUAGCCUACGUGUUCAUGCUAUAUGGUUGGAAAUGUAACGUUUGCUUAAAAGAGCAUGUCAAUCUGAUGCCUUGUGAGAAAUGCACUUCGGCGAUGUUCUGCAGCAAAGAAUGCCAAGGUAAUUCGCUUCAUAAGUACGAGUGUGGUCUCAGAGAGUGCAACGACAGUCAAAUGAAUGGUUCAAUAAUGCGUGUGGUGCGAAGUUGCUUAAUGGCCAUCGAUAUGUUUUCCACCAUUGAUGAACUGAUUAACUUCGUGGAACAUAGUUUGAAAAGUGAUCCCUAUCAAACUCCAACCGUUUUAUCAGAUGCCAAAUCGCAAUACAAAAUAUUCAUGAAUUUACCACUCGGUCCAGAUUCUACAAUCCCACAAAAUAUUUCGUGCAUCGUAUUCGAGGUCUACAGAAUGUUACUCAAUAUUCCACAUGUCAAAGCCAUGUUCAGUUCCGAGAAGAGCCGUCGCUUUUUGAUGCAUCUCAUCGGCCAUCAUUAUUAUAUCCUUGAACAUAAUUCAACAGGAGCGUUAGGUCAUGUGAGUAAUAAUCCAAUGGUCACACAAAGCGACCCAAUAUUUAUCUCCACUCAGGUUGGGUUGAUCACCAGGUUCUUCAGGCACUCCUGUGCCCCAAAUCUAUUUGUGUCAACAUUCCACGGUAAUACUGUGAUCACAACGGUUCGGCCAAUCAAAAAAGGCGAUCAACUGAUGUAUUCACACCUUAUGCUGAUGACGGAGCCCACGAAAAAACGACAGAAGGCAUUGUGGGAUCGAAAACGAAUAAUUUGCACAUGUUCACUAUGCAACGGUGUUUCAGCUUCAACAGCGCAACGCAAGCAAUUGACAUCGGAUCCUGAUUUUCAAUACAUUGUGUCCUACUUCGAUACAACGUUACAGAAUGAUCAGACUGUCUGCAAGACAAUGGCCGACAAGUGCAAACAAUUUUUGCAAAAAUAUGGCCGUAUUUUGUGGUGCGAAGAACUGGGCAAAGUGGUUCAAGCCUAUAUUUAUCUGAUAAAUAUUCAAUACAGAGGUUUAAUCAAAAUUGGUUCAAUUCUUCACAUCGAUUAAGCGAUUCGAUUUCUUUCUACAAACCAUACUUCAGUAAUCUCUACAGAAUUGGGUUUUCAAUAGAAUAUAAUUUAGAAAUAUAUAUAGAAAAAUGAUGCGAUGACACAAAAAUUUGAUAGAAACACGUUUGUUCAGAAUAAAGCAAAAUUUAAAAAUCU
Molecule: messenger RNA, 1926 nt
Organism: Sitodiplosis mosellana (orange wheat blossom midge)
Lineage: Eukaryota; Metazoa; Arthropoda; Insecta; Diptera; Cecidomyiidae
Exons: 2
Coding region: 119-1768 (549 amino acids)
Molecular function (GO): protein binding
Source: RefSeq, a predicted model, not a curated record